GGCCACCUUGGUGGUGUAUUGGACGUCGUAAGCCUUGAUCCCAGGGUGCCUCUUCUCGAUAUGGGCAAUCCAGUACUUAUCCUCAUCUAGAAACACCGUUAGCCUCCAUGGUUAAGGGCCCUCCAAACCAAGCUCUCGUGGCUGAGACUGAACACCAAAAGAUUGCAAGGGCAUUUGUGUACCAAUACGUCGGCAAUGACCCUGUCUCGCUCACUGUCAUGCCCCUGUCAAGUUGGAGGUGCAGUAGUGGAGCAGGGCAUAGACUAUGUUUUGAGGGAUUUUUUUUCCCUUUUUCUUUUUUCUUGUGCAAAAGCUUCUUGACUGCUGGUGAUGGUAACAGUUAUUUUAGGAGUAGUGGAAGAAAAGAUUCCACAAAAAACCCGAGAGGAGAGGUCAUCGAGGAUGAAAUGCCAGCAUUUUCUGAUCCCAUCCCAUCCGCCGCAGCAUUCCUCCCACCCUCCAUCACUGGAGAAGAAUGUGAUUGCAGAUACUUUGGACAAUGAAGAUACCUUUAAUGCCACCAUGGCUCUUAUUAGUGUUAUCGUUUGGAUA
Amborella trichopoda is the source of this 552-nucleotide messenger RNA. The record is from RefSeq and is a predicted model, not a curated record. Lineage: Eukaryota; Viridiplantae; Streptophyta; Magnoliopsida; Amborellales; Amborellaceae.